AGAGAAUGAAAGAAGUAGAUAAUCUUGAAAGUAUAAAAGAAGAAUGGGCUUGUGAAACAGGAUCUGACAAUCAACCUCUUAGUGAUAAUCAACAAACAAAUUGUGAAUAUUUUGUUGACAGCCUUUUUGAGGAAGCUCAGAAGGUUGGUGCCAAAUGUUUGUCCACUACUGAACAGAAGAAACAGGUAAAUAUUUGUCUUGAUAUAUUAUCCAAUUCUUUUUGCAUACAAAAUAUGUUUUUCAGGGAAAGAAAAAACAGUGGGAGCUUUAUCAUUUUGUUUCUUUGCCUUUUAAGGGAAUUACCUUCAGAAUUACAGGGAAUUUUUAAUAAAGAGGAGGUGGAUGUUAAAGUUGAAGAUAAGAAAAAUGAAGUGUGUGUCUCCACGAAGCCUGUGUUUCAGCCCUUUUCAGGACAGGGUCACAGACUGGGAAGGGUAAGCCACAUCAAAGACUUCAUUGAACAGUACCAAGGAUCUCAAAGAAGUCCUCCCUUUUCCCUGGCAACAGCUCUUCCUUUCCUCAAAUUGCUAGAUGAAACACUCACACUGGAAGAAGCAGAUUUACAGAAUGCUGUAAUCAUUCAGAGACUCCAAAAAACUGCUGAACCUUUUAUAAAACUUUCAGAGCAUUGAUUUUUGAUAGACUAAGUGGAAAAUUUGCAGAGAAAAGAUGGUUGUAAGUGGGCAAACCAAAAUGGGGGACAGAAAAAGUCAGAUUUGCUGGACUUUUGGUUAACCUACUGUUUAACUCUCCAGAUGAGAAGACUUUUAAGUAAGUACAGGUUAGGAAAGUAACAUAUGACUGGAAAAUAUAUUCAGUGUACUUUUUCCAAAAGGCUACUCAAAAGAAAAAUAUACUUAUUUUCAAAUACCAAGUAAUCAACAUAAGAUAUAUUAAAUAGGUGUACAAUUUACAGUCUAAAUAUCAUAUAAAUUAGCAAAUAUGUUCACAGCAUCUGUCAUUCAAACAUCAUUCCCAAACAGCAGGGAUUUAUUUAAAUGUUAGC
Messenger RNA from Propithecus coquereli (Coquerel's sifaka), 1006 nucleotides. RefSeq names its product UBX domain protein 2A (gene UBXN2A). Gene Ontology annotation, cellular component: nucleus; cytosol. NCBI's taxonomy places the organism in Eukaryota, Metazoa, Chordata, Mammalia, Primates, Indriidae. Bases 6 to 632 code for a protein of 208 amino acids. Gene Ontology annotation, biological process: proteasome-mediated ubiquitin-dependent protein catabolic process; Golgi organization; nuclear membrane reassembly. Gene Ontology annotation, molecular function: ubiquitin binding. The transcript is spliced from 4 exons. The record is from RefSeq and is a predicted model, not a curated record.